Molecule: messenger RNA, 4959 nt
Organism: Cephus cinctus (wheat stem sawfly)
Lineage: Eukaryota; Metazoa; Arthropoda; Insecta; Hymenoptera; Cephidae
Gene: PNUTS
Product: serine/threonine-protein phosphatase 1 regulatory subunit 10
Exons: 8
Coding region: 1009-4392 (1127 amino acids)
Molecular function (GO): metal ion binding
Source: RefSeq, a predicted model, not a curated record
CGGCCGUACUUAAGAAUAAUCAUCCACUAGACAUAUAAAAGAUCAAAGAAAUACAAAAAAAAGGAGAAGGUGGACAUCUUUAAAUCGAGUUUAGAGACGUAAAAUAAGGGGUCUGGGGCUCUCUGUCUCUUUAUUUCCCAAACAAGUCAAGAACGUCAUAAAUACCGAACAUCCCCGUUAUGUUUGAGAAACUCGCGUUAACGAGAAAUGAACACUAGUGAAUGUAUCAAAAAUUCCACGUACGAAGAGACACGCACGGAUUUGGAUAUAGUUUUAUUAAAAAAUAUAUCGAAAGUGAUGCGUUUCUACUAGAAAACGAUGCAUUUAUAGAGUGUAGCAAGUGAUAAUUCGCGAGCUAUAAUACCAAAUCGGACAAUUAACGAUUUCGUAUAAGUAUUUGCAUAGUGCUAUAAAUAGAAUGAGCCUACGGUGACAGGAAUUAGAGUGGGGGAUAAGGUUAGUGCCCAUUGGCUAUACUAAUGCGUACGAGGCGUUCAUUGGCUAAUAUUUUAUAGUGGGUGGGGACUGCGCAGAAUCGUUGCACAUAUCUCGACUCGGCAGUCUACUGUCGUUUGCUGUCCAAGGAUUUCGAGAUCGUCUCGAAGCCGUAAAGAGCAUUUCUCCUUUUUACAGCGUAAUUUUCGUACAGCCAUAAUUUACUGGCAGUAAUAUAUCGGAGCGUUUUAUUUAUAAUGACGGUUCGGCAAGACUAGUUGGUAGAUAGAGGGACAAGCAGAGACUUUAUUUUAUAAUUAAUCUUCAAGUUUGCAAGAGACCCAAGCCCCACGUUUUCCGUAUUUUGCCCGUUACAUUACUCGAGAAGUCCAUUUCUCAUAUUUUCAUUCUAUAAUAUCGAUAUGAGGGCAACCGUCAAGAUGGCGGUACGGGGUGACCUGCACGCGUAAAUGGACGUUUUUGUGUCUCUUUGCAGAUAUUACCGGUAUGCUAUUCAUCUAGAAGCACGAAAAAGUAUUAGCACGCCGUGGAUAAAUCGUACCGCAGUUAAAAAUGCCGCGCAUAGAUCCCCUUUCAUUGCUGAAAUGCCUCAGCGUUCUACUGGGUCCAAGCGGUGGGAUAAAAAGUAAAGAAGAGGUCCACAGGCUGGCCAACCUCAUGACUAAAUUCUCCAAGAAGCUUGUUUCCAAGUGCAUUUACAUCCAGAUUCUCAAAACGACCAAUACUGAACUCCUGGGCCAAUUCAUGGGUGCGGGUGGCUGGAAUCUCGUUCAUAUGUGGCUGACUGAUGGAAUCCUAGCUAAGAAUUGGGCGCUUAUUCAAGAACUGUUAGAACUCUUGUUAUUGUGUCCCGUGGAUAUUGAACGAUUAAAGAGUAACAACUGCCCGAAAUUGAUAAAAGGUCUUUCUAAGGAAGGCAGUCAUCAGGGUGUCCGUUGUCUAGCAAGUCGCUUGGUAGAGCAAUGGUUGAAGAUCGUGAAAGGUGAAGCCGCCCCAAAUUCGGUUCCUGCUCAAAUACUGACUGUAUCUGGUCAACCGGUGACGACGCAGGUCCAAUUUCCAAUCGCGAGCAUCACUCAGGAUAAUCAGGAAUUGACCUUCUCCACGAUAGAGAAGCCAGUGACGAAUAAUGUGCCCGCGAAGAAAUCAUUCGUCGUCGUUUCGUCUGCCUCGACGCCAACAGUACCUGUUUACAAAAUAACAAUAAGAGACGGCAAGCAGGUAUUGGCCAAAGUCGAGACAGACGCCGCGAAUAUAAAUAGUGUUUUAAAGAAAGAACCAGAGACUAAUGGUGAUGUUGCCGAGGAGAAUGUAAUCGCCGAGGACGAGGAAGUAGAAGAACACGAGGAAAUUGAACAAAGGAUACCGGAAAUACAACUCAAGGCCGAGCCUACAGAAAGUACAGGGAAGCCAGAUAAAACAGAAGAGGAGGAAGAAACGAAAUUGGAAGUAACGGAAGGUGGUAAAUCCAGUGAUAAGGAGAACAGAGAGCAACAGAAGAAGGAUGAGAAGAAGAGUGCUAGCACUGACAAGAGAAGCCAUCAUUCCUCCUCCAAAUCUUCAUCCUCCACAUCGUCAUCCAAACACGGUUCUUCGCAUCGUUCCGAUUCGCACCGUUCCCACAGAAAAAGUUCCAGUUCCAGUUCCAAGUCCAAGGAACGAGACAGGGACAGGCAUCAUUCCUCAUCUAAGCACAGUUCCAGUUCCAGCUCCAAGAAUAGGUCUGAACGGGAUCGUGAAAGAGAGAAAGAGAAGGAGAAACAGAAGAAGGACCAGGCCGAGAAGGACAAGGCAACCUUGGAGAAGGUUCAAGGCCAAGCCUUGAAAAUGGGAAAGAUCCCAAAGAAGCGACCAGAGGACGAGUCCUCGUCCUCCUCGUCGCGAAAGUCUUCCACAGAUUCGCGGGACAGCUCAAAGGAGAACAAGGCGGACCCGAAGAAGGUACCCGAGAAGAAGAAUAUCUCGAUGUCCAUUGAGAGUCGUAAGAAUUCUCAGGACUCUACGAGGCCCAAGACUGUCAAGACCUUCAACUCGAAGUUUAGGUCUACUGGACUUGAGGAGGAGGCCAAACCGCCACCGCCUAGGAUUGCCAAGAAGCCUGCUCAAAAUCUGGACAAAAAACCAGCGGUUCCUGUGAAACCGUCGGGAUUGAAGAGGCCGUCGCCGCCGAGGGAACAACCUGUUCCUGAGAAAAAGGCACGACUCUCCCUGGAUUCGCCUGGCGAUGAGAAACGCGGCGGUAUCAAGCUCAUUCCACCAAAACCAAAACCGAUGGUCCUCCAAGAAAGCGAUAUGUUCAUGGAUGCGCUAACGGCCUCGACCAAGAGCAAGGAGACCCGAAAGAGGAAACGAAGGACCUCCAUCUCUAAGGAUGGCUCUACCGAACCGAAGAAAGUUGAAAAUAACGCGGACGGUUCGCGCGACACCACGCCGCCACCGACGUCUCCUUCGAGCGCCGAUGAAAAAUCGCCAGUAUCCCUAAAACCUAAUUUCAAGUUCUAUCAGGACACCUUGGAGACUGAUGAGGAUAAGGAGGAGAAAGAAAAGGAGAAGACUGAAGAUGACUCCAAGAUGGAAAGGGAUGAGGAAUCUGAUGAUCAGAAGAGCAAGGAGGUCAUUGAGGAGGAUGAGAGAAGUAGCACACCCACGCCAGAUGACGAAUCUGAAGAAGCUAAAGCUUUAAAUUCACCGGAAGAGGCGGACGACUCGUUAUCGUCCAAGAAAGAAAGUACCAGUCCUAAUCCGGAAAUAAGAUACGUGGAUGGUCUUAGAAGCGUGCUUUUACUUCAGAAGAGGAAAGGUCCCAAGAAGAGUCUCAAGUGGAAAACCGAAUUGGAAUCGAUCCGAUACUUUGAAUUGGACGAAACCGAACGCGUGAAUGUAACUAAGACUUUUACGGAUAUGAAGCAAAUGGAGAAGCAGAAUGAACGCGAAGCCUUCCAAAUGGCACGGAAAUUGAGUACCGAAGAUCUUAUGGAAGAAAAAACAACCUGGAAGCCAUUGAUACCAAUCGACCUGUCACCUGCACUGGUAGAACCUGGCAAGGACAGUCGAGAAAAGGAUAUCCAAUAUGCUCGUGAAAAAGGAAUACUUCAAGCUUUGUACUUUAAUCGAAGCAUGAUUCCUGACUCGGCAGCGGAGCCGGACGAAGAACGGCAUCCUGUGAUAACAGAUCCAAAAGUAAUUCCGCUGGACGAUUUAACGGGGAAUAAGGAAAGCGAGAAAGACUUCACGGCGAUGACCUGGCCCGAGCCGAAACCCCAACUGGCACCUGCGGCGCCACCAAUGACAAACUUCCAUUAUCAGGGCUUCCCACAUGGUCAGCAACCAAUGAUGCCUCAAGGUGUAAUAGGACCUAUGGGUCCUAUAGGUCAGAUGCCUCAGCCGAUGAUGGGACCAGGACCAAUGGGUCAGAUGCCUGCUCCAGAUAUGGGACCCAUGGCAGGAGGUGGAGGUGGUGGUGGUGGAUGGCGAACAGGAGAUGGCAAGGUUGUUGUACCUGACGUCAGUAUGAAUCCUAUGGCCGGUGCGAUGCCCACAUUCCCACAAGCUGGACCUGAAGGUCCCAUGGGUCCUCCAGGAAUGAUGGGACCUCCCAUCUUUGGACAGCAAGAUGGCUUUGGAAUGAUGGGUCCUGAGGAAAUGGGAUUCAAUAAUAUGCCUACUGGCUUCCAAGGACCUCCAGCUAUGUUUGGACCAGGUCUGGGGCCAAACUUCCAAGGGCCUCGAGGAGCCGGGCCUAUGGGCAACAGAGGCAGAGGUGGUCCCGGGCCUGGCUGGUAUCGUGGUGGACGUGGCGGAUGGAGAGGAGGUGGUGGCUGGCGUGGUAACGGAAAACAACCGCAAGUUUGCAGACAGUUUUCAAAAAAUGGCUACUGUCGAGUCGGUGACAAGUGUCAGUAUUUACAUCCGGGUGUUAACUGUCCACCAUUUUGAGAGCCUUUAGAGUUAAGAACAGAAUAAGGACCUCCACGGGACAGGGAUGAACCUACCACUCCCAAGAUAGACGGGACUCGGUUUCGGAACAUGAUUGGUGAUUAAAAAUCGUUGUUUUCCGGAACCCGCAAUACCGAAGAGUUCAAAAAAAUGGCCGACUGCCCGAAAACGGCGCCGUGUUCACGGCCUUAGGGUUAUAAGCACCUGUACAUUCUUUGUAUAUAUAAACACUGUAACAUUUCUUGUAAAGAUAGAAGAAAGAGACUGUUUUCCUUAGAUUUUUUUUAAAGAGAUAUAACGCGCGAAGGACCUAUGUAUGUGUAUACACGUGUAUAUUACUACGAAUAGUAGAACAAGUAAAACGUGAUAAACUGGCGCCAAUCAAAUUCUCAUCGUAAUGAAGUUGUAUUAAGCAGGUUUUUUACUACCAUCUAGAGAAUAAGGGUAGCGGUUAUUUUCAUUUUGUACAUGGUUGGAUAUCUCGUUACGUUUGUAUAUAAAUAUCAAUUGUUACAUAAGUGCUGCUUAAGAGAAAUACAUACGAGUUACGAUUAUUUUUAAAAACAA